Molecule: messenger RNA, 1320 nt
Organism: Capsicum annuum
Lineage: Eukaryota; Viridiplantae; Streptophyta; Magnoliopsida; Solanales; Solanaceae
Product: probable aspartic proteinase GIP2
Biological process (GO): proteolysis
Molecular function (GO): aspartic-type endopeptidase activity
Source: RefSeq, a predicted model, not a curated record
AUGUUUACAUUCACACUUUUUCCAUCUUCUAACUACACUUUCUUCUUCCUAUUAUUUCUUCUACUCAAUAUUUCUCUAUGAUCAGCUAUUGUACUACCUGCAACCCAAAUCCUUUCAAUCACCAAAGACUCUUCAACCCUAUAAUACAUUACUGUAAUAGGGCAAAGAACUUCUUUAAUACCCAUCAAUUUCAUAGUCCACCUUGGCAGUGAGGGCUAAUUGGUGGACUAUGAAAAAGGUUAUGAUAGCUCAACUUAUAGCCCCGCUUACUGUAAGUCUAAACAAUGUUCUUUUUCCAAAGUUGAUUCUUCUACCUAUCAAAACUACUUCCAACCUAAACCUUGACCAUGUCCUGGAUGCAACCACAAUACUUGCCAUACUAAAGUUGGAAAUCCCAUAAUUAAGACCUACACAUACUAUGCAGAACUCACUGAGGAUGUGUUGGCCAUUGGUUCAGCGCCAGUCAUCAAAAAAAGGUUUAUUUUCACUUAUGUUGAGUCUGAUAUGAUAUACCAUCUUGCCAAAGAAGUUACAGGAAUUGCAGGCUUUGGACACAAUAGUACUAUUUCAAUCCCUAAUCAACUUGCUUCAUUAAACUCAAGAUUCACCAGGAAGUUUGGUAUUUUCUUGAGCUCCUUUACAAGAUCUAGUAGUGUUAUUUUUAUCAGUUUUAGUCCAUAUUAUGUUUACAAUCCUAUGAUUGAUAUCUCCAAGAAUCUUGUCAAUACCCUACUAGUCAAAAAUUGCAUUGGCAUUUUGAAUCCUUUGGAGUACCAUGUCAAAGGGUCAUCCAUACGAAUAGACGGGAAAGAUGUGCCACUAAAUAAAACAUUGUUAUCUAUUAGUAAGCUAGGGUAUGGUGGGACGAGAAUCAGCACAACAAUACCUUGCAUAGUUUUGCACACAAACAUUUAUGAAGUUGUUAAAACUCUUUUUAUCAAGGCACUUCCUAAAAAUAUGACACUUGUAGAACCUCCUAUGAAAUGACUUGGAGCUUUCUUUAGUUCCAAAAAUAUUAGUAGAACAAUUGUUGGACCAGAUGUUCCUAUGUUCGAUUUUUUCUUGCAUAAUAAGAGUGCAAUUUGGAGGAUUUAUGAAUCAAACUCAGUGAUACAAGUUAGAAAAGAUGUUAUGUGUUUAGCAUUUGUGGAAGAAGACCAAACAUGGGAACCAUUAAUUGUUAUGGAAGGGCAAUUGGAAGAGAACCUUUUGGUAUUGGACUUUUCAAAAAUAAAGAUAGGUUUUGGCUUCUCACGCAAGCUCCAACAAACAUCAUGCUCUAAGUAUGCUCUUAAGUAUGAUAAUAGCUCUAUAGGUUAA